AUGAGCACACCACACCAAGUGAUAACAGGUGCGCUUAAUAGAGGAGAGAAUGUUUACGCUACAGGCAACGUUGAAGGGACAACCUUUAUAGUCUGCGCAGUUGGUUCAGACGUUGUAAUUCUUGGAGCAGAUUUUUCUAGAGUACAAAUCAUUUCGGGAUAUUCUCAUCAUACCGAACAACUUGUAAACAGCGUGAGCUGUUGUCAAGAUUCAGGGAAGAUUGCGGCCACAUACGGUAACAUUAUUCGAGUUUUUGAACCUACAAAUGUAGCCUCCGAAAAGAGCAAACCUUGUUUUGCCUAUCAGUGGAUCGAAACGCAGUGCUUCACCGUGAAGGAACAAGUGAAUGCCGUUCUUUGGAACGUGGAUGGGCUGCGAAUGACCGUUGUAAUUGGCGAUGAGAUAUUUCUUUAUCAACAUAGAAGUUUGAGCUGCAUUUCCCGUUCCGCUUCCAGCGGUCCAGUUAUGUUCUGUAUCGCUGAAGAGGAACAGUCACAAGAUGCCUGUAAUUGGGAUAUUGUUUGGUCUGUACAACUAGCACAGCGUCCAAAAUAUAUUAAAUUUUCGACUGAUGGAACGUUUCUAGCUGUAUCUGGGGAGAAUGAUUAUUUGGUAAAAAUAUUCUAUCAGGAAUCUGCAGAGCACGAAAAUAGAGAACAUCUCAGCUUUGGUUUUGUUACUUUGCAUCAUCCAGCACCUGUUAGAGGCUUCGAGUGGCGCCGAACAGGUAGAUAUAUGCCAAGAAAAUGUGUACAAGCCGUCCUAAUGACUUGGUGUGAAGAUAAUACUUCGCGAAUUUGGAAGGAAACACCACCCCCUGAGCUAGCUAUGAUUGAUUUGAGUGGGGAUGGAGGUGAACCAUCGUUGGAGAGGAGCCGACCACGCAAGUUUUUUGGAAAGCAUAUUCGUGUCAAGAAGACAAGGAACAAGAUUAUAAAUAAAUUGAAAGGGAUAGUACCCGAGAAAAAGCGACGUGGGGAAGAGCCUCCUCUUGCCUUAGGACUUAGAGCACAAAUUGGAAAGAGCCCUUCUUUCAGUGAUCUACAAUCCGGACAUCAUUCUUACACUAACAUACAGUUUCAUCUUGCCGCUACUAUCAAUGCCGAGACAGAUUGCAUGCUUGUUCCGUCGAUGGAAAAUGGCGGAGUUUUGCAAAAACCACUCUGUGUCCAUUGGCUCAAUAACAAGGAGCUGGUUUUCAGUAUUGGAGCAGAAAAACUGCUUGCCGAAGCUCUCAUUUCAGAAAAUGACCGAAGAUCAGCAAAUGUGAGUCCCUGUGAAAAUACUGAGACCGAAUAUAGUCCUUCACCAUCGAAUUCCCAACAAGAAAGAAGCGAGUGGGCAACUAAUGCAUUCGGCAGCGUUUGUUCCGACUCACCUUCUUCGAAGGACAUUCUUGAUGUGAAGUUGGAAAUACUGUUAAGGCAGUGGACUAGAUCACACGACAUUAUAUUUACUGUUCACCCUCUUGAUGGUUCCCUUUUGACAUGGACUGUAGAGUGGUUGGAUGAUUUGCAUCGUCAGCCAACAGUUUCCUUCACUUCGAGGUUUCCCUCUGCUUUUCCCAUAACUGAUGCGUCAUCCCUCCACCCUACGCUUAACACAUUCAAUCCUCACGAACCUAUGUAUGUUGACGUUUUGCGUAGAGAAGAAGGAAGGGAUGGAGAGUCGCCAUUGAAUGAACGAUUACUUGAGAGAAGGAUUUCGAAUACAAUUCAUAUGCUCACUAAUCAUGAAAAUGGUUCCUUGAAUUUAUGGCACAUGGUUGUGGAUGAAAACAGUAGCUUCUCAACUAUUCUCAGUGUCAUCCACAUGUCGCGGAUGUGUGGUCACCGCUUCCAAAUCAACCAGGUCGUCGCACACCCAGUGCUUCCUCUGUUGCUGACAACAUCACAAUUUCGAACGACUGAACCAAUAGACAACACUGAGAAGCGCGCUUUAUCUGAAGUAAUUCUUUGGAAAAUCUCUCCAGUCGGCCCACUUUGCAGAAGUGGAGGAGUGACAGAACUUGCACGUGUAGCCAGCCCUUUUCGUGCAGGUUUUGAUUGUCUUGGUUGGAUACCUGUCAUUCUCCCGAGCUGCACACUUGGAACAGUGUGCAACUCGCCAUCCUCUUGUUUUGUUGCUGGUGAUGGUCGGAACCUCGUCAUUUAUCAGGCGGUUGUUGAUGCACGAGAUCUUCUCGCCGAAAUAUUCAAUUCCACUAGACAAAAUGAAGCCUGCAAAGACGACACGGCAUUCACUCCAACACUUCUAAAGUCUCCCAACAUGGGACUACUUCAACAAUUUAAUGUUGUCUCUACUCAGUCAACAGCUAAACCAGGAUGUGUACUUGAAGUUGGCCGAAUCGUCGAUGCGGUCUCGUCGAACUCUCAGCUCCUCCUGCUUCAUGUGCUCAAUGAGCGCCUUGUCGUUGAAGGCACUAGAACUGUUUGUGAGGACGGCCAAUCUCGAAUGGGUAGCGUGGUAGAUCGAAGUAAAGCAGUCGUAUUUAACGACCGUUACUUUGUCGUUGUGGUGGAGCGUGGACCUACCUCUGAAAGCUUUGUCAUGUUCUCUCUUGUUAUUUCUUCGCAACACCCUGAACCAAUCCCCCACUUCGAUCCAGAGGCUGAGCAGGAUGAGAACGGCUAUUUACACGUACCAUUCGCCCCUUCUGUAGCAAAACUGCACUUUACGAGUGAGAAAGUCUGUGAACAACAUGUACCACUUCCUAGUGGCGUUCAUGUUAUUUCUGCAGUUCCUGCUGCUGGUCAUCUUCCAUCAUCAUCACUUUACCCUGCUUGUCGAGCUCCCUUUGUCUUGCUCACUAGUUGUGACGAUGAUGUUGUGCGAUUCUGGCGCUGCGUGGACGCUGAGCCUGAUUCUGGAUUUCAGUAUGAGUGGGCGGAGUGGAAUAUGAUCAGUGAUAAUAGACCGAGUGAACUUGAACUGGAAGGUACUAUUCUUUCCGUUUCUGCUGCUCAUAGUGGUAGGAUCGCUUGUGCGUACGAUCCAAAAUCUGGUUACGUGGAGGUAACACAGAAUAUUGCUGAUGUCGAAAUAGGUGUGUUCGAAUGCGAGUCAUCAGGUGGUGUGGAGUGGAUGAGAGAAGACACAUUCAACCUAAAAAAUGUCCGCAUUCCGGAUAUGUCCUCCCUUCCCAAAUUGUCGUCACCUCUCCAAGGAUGUAUGACAGAUUUGUCGACGUCGCCGCGUGUGGGACCAUCAGAUGACUUAAAACGUGUGUUUGGGAAGAUUUCCAAAGCAAGGAACCCAUACGAAAACUCAACCACCAAGGAUAUGGUUCGUUUGGAUUGGGUGUCUACUGAGGAUGGUUCUCAUAUUCUCACGGCAGGGGUUGCUGCGUACAUUUACAUGUAUACGCGGGUGUCACUCGAUCCGGCCCAACAGAACGUGGCUCUGAUGAAGGAAAGUGAGACCACUAUGAGACGCCGGUCGCUGAGAAAGGCUUCCUCUCUUGUUGCUCACGCUCACUGCUACAGUCGACUUACUCGGUGGAUAUGCACAAGAAUACUCGAAUUACAUUCCGCUGACGGUCUGCCUCCAAUCCCAACGACUUUGGGUUGGGCGCGUGACGGCCUUUUAAUCGUGGGAAUGCAAAGUGAAAUGCGUGUAUACAAUCAGUGGAACUUGCAGCGACGAAACAGUGAGCAACCAAUGACACGCAGGGAGACGAACCCGCAAGUCCUCACUUUGGCUAUUUCGCAAUCUCAUUCAAUGCUAGAUCAACUGCAAAGGAAGAAAGAUAUGCCUAGUUCCAAAAGUCGUUUGUUUUUAGAUCUAAUGAACAAAACAUACUCCAAUAAGGAAUCAAAUUCUUCUAUGGUUCUGGACGCUCUUUCCGGAGAAGGCCUGUUCGAAGCUGCACGUUUAGCAUCUCCAAUCUUGCCUCAGUAUCAUCCAAAACAGCUGAUCGUUCUCCUCAAUGCUGGCAAGACGAAACGAGUUAAAGCGAUCUUACUACAUGUGCUUAAAGCGUUGAAGCGUCGACAAGUAUCUGUACACAAUCCUUUGUCUCGUGCAGCAUCCAUAAGACGCAUGUCGACGGUUGAUAGCGUUGAUGAAGGAGACACUGAAGGCUAUCCGACGCGACCGAUGAACUUUGAAGAAGACUCGCCAGAUUACUACGAGAUCGAUGAUAUUGCUCCACUUCCUCUUCACGCUUUAGUUACUGCCGACAUCGAGAGAAACGCUGAAAAUGGCGAAAAAGCUGAGGCAUUUGGCGGGAAUGGAACUCCGAAAUAUGACUCUCUAUUCUCAUCGGACAAACUUGAUGAAAACGACCUCGAUCAAAUGCUAAGGGAGAGUGAUUCAGAGGGGCGUUCUCGUAAUACGUCAAUAGCUAGCGAUCAUGCUCAAGAAGAAAUGAUAUCUGCAGUGUUCAGUGCUCGCCACAACAGAUUACUCACAGAGUUGCUAACUCAUACACACCUUCCGGGACUUUCCAGCGUUGACCAAAUGCAUUUGCUUGCCAUUGCAGAUACCUUGAGCCAUUUUUCGACGGAUGUAAUGGACAAGUUAGCGCAAGCGAAUGCUGCUCUGCAACCAGUGGUUCCUUCCGUUCUCGGUGACUCUUCCGCGGGCGGUUAUGCCACUGCCGCUUCUGGCAUGGAAACAGUCGAUGAAUGUGGGCUACGUUAUUUAAUGGCAAUGAAACAACAUGAAUACCUGCUUGUGUGUCUGCCCAUCAAACAAAGAAUGGAGUUGAAGAAGGUUGGACUAUCGUCUUCGGAUAUCAUCUGGGCUCAACAUUCGGAAACUGAGACGGAGCUGUUGAAUGCAGUUCCAGGUCUACAGAAGUCGAAUCCAACUUGGGAAGAACUGAGAAGCCUUGGAAUAGCGUGGUGGCUCAAGAAUACAACCAGCCUCAGGAUUUGUGUUGAAAAGCUUGCAAAAGCAGCAUUCCAACAAAAUCAGAACCCCAUGGAUUCCUCCCUCUACUACCUGGCUCUUAGGAAAAAGAAUGUGCUCACUCACCUCUUUAAGACGGUUCGUAAUCAACAAAUGGCGGACUUCUUUAUGCAAGAUUUUAAUACUGAGCAUUGGAGAAAGGUGGCUGCCAAGAACGCAUUUGUGUUGAUGAGUAAGCAACGGUUUGAACAUGCUGCUGCAUUCUUUUUGUUGAGCGGUAGUCUAAGAGAUGCUCUCCAGACUAUCUUAUGCAAAUCUCAUGAUUUACAACUGGCAAUGGUAGUUCUUCGAUUGUAUGAGUCGGAUUUCGAUGCUCAACAAACAGUACUCAAGGAGAUGUUGUGUCGAGAAGUUUUGGGCCAGUCUGUCGAAGAAUUCGAGCAAAUGCGCGGAAAUGUAGACGACGAUAGCUCCUUAAGCCCUGAUGCAAACAGGGAUCCAUUCAUUCGGUCUAUGACGUACUGGCUGUUGAAAGAUUAUUCUCGUGCGGCACACACGCUGGUUCAGGAGGCACAUCGUGAUCGAGCAAGCCUACGUACAAACCUUUCGGAUAUUUUCAACUUCUAUUCGUUCUUACGGAGGCAUCCGCUUGUUGUGAGACAGAGAUUAACCGAUGCUGGCGCUCAGUAUUUAUCUCAUCAAAAACUAGUUGCUCUCUUAGCUUGGAUCAACCGAGUAAUUUUUGGCGGCUGGAAAGCAACACGAAACAUUCGUAACACCAUCAGAACGAAGUUCUCGCCAGCUCCUCUUGAGUCUGUCGACAACGUUGACUGGAGCAAGCCGACAGUUGUUAUAACCAAUGAAGAUUUGGCAUUACAAUGGAGUGAUGAGGAUGACAACACCGAUGUGUAUGGAAACAAAAUCGCUAAUGAGGGAACUUCCAAUGGAGUUCCUCUUCCACAAGUUCGUACUGUUUUGACUGAACGAGCCCUUCCUUCUAAGGUUGAUGGAGAAACAUCUGACGUCAUCGCCCAACAUUUGAAGUUUGUUGCUUCCCUACGAAUACUAACUGAAGAACUGUCAACAUUAGCAAGCGGAUUUGAGGUGGAUGGAGGGCAGUUGCGCUUCCAGCUGCUGAUUUGGUUAGAAAAGGAGGUGGAUGUGUUGAAGGACCUAUGUGAUUAUCGUUCGAACUCUGAUAACACGAACGAUGACAAUACCGAUGGGAUUGAGUUGGAUCCUAGCGCUGCAACUAGCAAUACUCUUCAUGAUGUGAUCCGGAAUGAUCGCGCUGACAUUAUGAUGAAGCUCAAGUUUGCACGAAAAAGACGAAAAUGGUUAAUUGCAAAUCAGAAACUACUUAGGUCCUUCACAUCGUACUGCGCUCUUCAUUCCGCUCAAAACCAUCGUCUUACUUCUGCACUAAUGGAGUUGCUCCUACUUCUGCUGGAAGUCCAAAAGGACGCUGGUGUUCACCAUCUUAGUGAGCCAGUACUGGAUGCAAAUUCUUUCCCCCUUUUGGUUGCAUCAGUAUCAUCUGCGAAAAUGUUCGUCUCUUCGCCAUUGUCUUUCAUCGAGAAUCAGUGUUACGAUCUUCUUUCUACUAUUGCUGAUCUUGUUAGCGUCCCCGAUAUCGACAAGCACGUGCAGAAGGCCUACAUGGUGUACAAUCUAAGCCAAGGUUUAUCGUCGUGUUUGUACCAGUCCUUGUGCGAUUUGGAUCAGUUCCCCACCAUGGCCAAUUCGAACGUGAAGCUCGGCGCCCUCACGAGGAGAACCCGUGCGUAUACGUUUACGGAUGACGUCAAGGUAUCAACUCCGCCACCACGUUGGCCAGGUGUUGAGAAUUUGGUUGCUUUGUUGAGCCGAGAAAAAGACGACGGAGCCCCUCAUCUCCGGCAGCUUUUGGCGGAGUGUUUUGUGGCAAUAACUAUGUCUUUAUUCUGCUUUGCUUUGGCUGUGUAUGACUCUAGAUGGUUAUACCGAUUAGCAGCCCAUCAAAUGGACUCGGCGCAGUUCGCACUCAUCUUCGGUGGAGGAGGUGAGAAAAAGCUGAAGGCGUUGAAACCAACGAGACCACCACGCCCAUCCGCUCCUCGAAGAAAGAAAUCCGCAGAUGCACUCACUAUUAGCAGUGAUGGCCAAGCUUUCCGAUCAAAACUCCAUGCCAAGGUAUUCGGGACCGACACAUCUCCACCGGGAACAAUUUCUAUCUCUUCCCCACCAGUAGUCGAGCAAAUCGUGACGAAAUGGGUGCCACCACUGAAGAAUAUAGUGCAGUUCUUCGCAGAUAAGCCUCCUAUUAAUUCAAGUGAUGAUCUAGGUGUUGAUUUUGACUCAGACGAUGGAUCGGAAGAGAGUUCCACGAGUGAAUUAGAUGAGGAUAAGUGUGAGAACGCAAAUCCUGCUUCCUAUGCUUGGCAGCUGCUUAGACUUGCCCUCGUUGAACAGCAAAUCUACAGGAUUCGACAGUUUCUUGUGCUGGCAGGAUUCGAUCCUAACGAAGUACCUGGUCUAGCUCCUCGCAUCGAAUCUAUUUUCCGUCUUCUGGAUGGUUGGGCAAUGCAGUUACGACACACUCUCCAAACUUAUCGUGGUGGAUGUCCUAUUGACUUUCUUCCCAACAUGACUGUGAAUCUUAUUGAAUUGGACCCUGCAUUAACUUCAAAAAAGUACGCUGUCAUUACGGAAAGAAAGAACACUCCAUUUGAAUCUGAGGAUCCUCGAGCUGGACCUUUACAACGGUUGUGGGCUUAUGUAGUGAAUCAAGAUCAUCUGCAGCAUUUGUUCAUCCGGCACAUAUUUGCAACGCAAGGACAACAGGAGCAGCCAGUGGAACGUAAUGACGUCUUGGCUGGUAUCGAAAAUCAACCUCUCCCAGAUGCAUUCAAAAUCAUUCAGAAAGACAAUGAGCCUAUCGUUGCUUUUGCAUGUAACCAGGAGAAACCUGGAUACUUAGUAGUCUCAACUGGACGAGAGUUGCAGGAAAUGGAUAUUUCUCGUAUAUUUGAAGAAACUAAUAAUGCAUCAUCUUGGCUAUAUAACCGAACUGAAUUAGAUGUUAACUUACUAACAAUUCGUCGUGAUCCUCUUAAGGAAAACGACGACUAUCAACUGUUCACAGAAGGGGCGACACAGCAGAAUCAUACACCGAAAACUGCAACUAUGAUGUUCAAAAGAACCAUCAGCGGAAUUCGUCGCAUCGAUUCUCAUCCGGCAGCGCCAUUCUACGUCACUGGAUCUUCGGAUGGAUCGAUAAGGGUAUGGGAAUGGAGCGUUGGACAACCUGUAUAUACUGCGCGUGUAGCCGGCCAACAUGCCAAGGUGACAAAAAUAUCCUUCUCUUGCAAUGGAAACAAAUUUGCUGCUGUUGAUGGAGAUGGUUUGAUGUGUCUUUGGCAAGCCAGCCAUUCGACAGAACAUAAAAAACCGUUUUUCAGCCAGAGGUGUCACAACAAAUCAGCAUCUGACGUGCGAUUUAUUGGUCAUAGCUCCUCGGUGUUAGUUACAGCAGGCGCGUCUUCAGGAGAGUUCAACAUUGCUCUUUGGGAUACUUUGCUUCCUCAGAGUCGAGCCCUAGUUCAUUCUUGGGUGGCUCAUCCAGAGGGCGCAACGGUGGCCAUGUAUAUGCCUAACCAACAGGCAAUUAUGUCCGGUGGACGCCACGGUGAAUUGUGCAUAUGGGAUAUUCGACAACGCCAGUUACGUGCAACUGUGAAAGCUUUCGAGUCGCAUCAAAUUGUGAAAACUUUAGUCAGUGACUACACCCAAGAUCUAAUAGUGGCGGGGUCAAGCGAGGGCGACAUCAAGAUAUGGUCGGCAGAUUUGAAUCCGCAGUUAAUGUAUUCACUUCCUGGCGAACAUGCGGCCAAAGGAGGGUUCUCGUUCAGACAAGUUGCGCAAUCAGCGGUACAAGGUGUGCAACAGUUGUAUAUUGACCAACAACUUCGACUUUUUUCUUGUGGUGCAGACGCGAGCUUAAAGUUCCGAACCCUUCCUUCAGUUUAUAACAUGACACAUCUUGUCUAG
Molecule: messenger RNA, 8883 nt
Organism: Necator americanus (New World hookworm)
Lineage: Eukaryota; Metazoa; Nematoda; Chromadorea; Rhabditida; Ancylostomatidae
Exons: 76
Coding region: 1-8883 (2960 amino acids)
Biological process (GO): vacuolar acidification
Cellular component (GO): RAVE complex
Molecular function (GO): protein binding
Source: RefSeq, a predicted model, not a curated record